Molecule: messenger RNA, 513 nt
Organism: Cotesia congregata
Lineage: Eukaryota; Metazoa; Arthropoda; Insecta; Hymenoptera; Braconidae
Source: the annotation of a GenBank genome assembly
AUGUCUUAUAAAUUGUAUAUUUUUUUAUGUUUCUUAACACUGUGUGAGUCUCUUAGAAUACGGAGAGAGCAAGAAACGAGUGAGCUUACAAAGGUUACUGAAAGCUAUGUAAUCUAUCACAAUGGGCAAAACGUCUCACAAUUAUUAUUUUUGUACCUCACUUCACAGUUGAAUUCUUAUGAACUAGCUUAUACUGCACUGCAUUAUCAUUAUAUUUACGAUCAAAUCCGAAAUUAUUGUAAUGAGGUAGCUGAAUUCGACGACAUUGAGGAUAUUUAUUAUGAUUUGGAAAAAUCAAGUCCAACUUUCAACAAUGAAGGAGACAGUGAUGAAGUUACGGAAUCGUCGAAAGCGAACAUUGUUGGAUUGAGCGAUCUUGCACCCAGCUUACACGCUCAAAAAAUGAUACUUGUUAAUCCGAAUCAUCAUCCUUGGGUAUCUGCUCUUACUUUACUGGACUCAAUAUUGGAGUUUUUUGAUUCUACUUCCAAAUCUAGGAAGAAUAUAGACUAA